AUGCUUUCUAGUGGUAGGGAAGGUUUAGAGUAUCCCAAUGGUCGUCACAGCUCAAAUUCAUCGAGGAAAUCUUCGUCAUCGACAUUGAGUAAUUCUAGCGUGGAAACAACGGUGACGAAGUUACUGAUGUCAACGAAACAGCUUCUACAAACGCUGACACAGUGGUCUAAAGGUAUUGUUAAUGAGAGAAUGGUUUCGGAUGCCUACGUUCAACUAGGUAAUGAUUUUAAACUUGUAUCCAAAUUCUUCAGCCAUUCUGGUCUCGAAGUUUCAGAUCUGGGGGAUGUCCCAAUGGACUUACGUCGUGUGUUAGAAGUUGCUUUGAGGGAUGAACCAUCUGAUGAGACUCUAAACAAGUAUUUACCUAGUAUCAGAGAAAUUAUUGUUACCCUUCUGGAUAAAUUGAAAGUUAAGCAAGCUCUUUUAAAAUCAAUGAAAUCCGAAAAAGGUACGAAGAGGAGUUUACAUCAACAACGUCCCUCCACUGUGAGUAGCUUGUCCCUUUCCAAUAAGUCUACGCCGCCAAGUUCUAGGACGCCAAGUGUAAGUUUUACACCGAAGACCCAUGGUCAAGAAAUUUCUGAACCUAGAACACAUAGGAAAAAUGAUAUCAUGUCUCCUGAGAUAGCUAAAAAUGCAUCUCUUGCGUCUCCUGUGAAUUCUAGUUCUUCCAAUGUUCCUGACGCUGCAACGCAUAUGGCGGCUCCUAAACAACAGAAUCUCUCCGAAACAGAAGCAUUGUCUGAAUUAAAGAAAGGCAAUAAUUUACAGAGGCGAGCUUCUAAGAGAUUCUCAGCCUAUCAGAUGGCAAAAUUAACCAACCAUUCGAAUACAGAAGCGGCAGCGGCCGGCGCAUUAGCCUCUGUGCCACCUUCUCUGGCAAAUACUGUGACUCCAUCCUUGCCCGCAUCUUCACCCGCAUCUUUGGCACCACCAUUACCUAGAGACCUCAUGGCUCAGACAUUGGAAUCACCCGUUGAUAAAGAAGCACCGAGCUCACAAAGAGGUACUGGCAACAAUUACGAUAAUGAUUAUGAUAAAGAACUUAACCAUCAAACUACUGCUAAAUCUACUACUAAUAAAUCUCCUGUGCCGCCAGACGUUUCCCCAGUUCCAGUUUUUCAACCGCGGCUGCAUGCAGAUACCAGUGGUGCUUCAUUUACAAGCGCAAAAACUGAUCAUAUCAAUGAGAAACAGGAUGAAGACCCGAGUGGACCAUUGUACACGAUUUUCUUAAGAAUGAAUGGGAAAACAAAGAAAUGCCACUUACCACCUCCGACAAGCAUGCAUGAAUUACAAUUAUUGUUUGUCGAGAAAUUUGCAUAUUCAUUUGACGAGGAUAGUUUUCCAGAUUUGUAUUUACAGGAUCCAAAAUUCUCUGUUUUCUAUGAAUUGGACCAACAAGGUUUAUCUGAUUUGCAUGAUGGAUGUAUAGUCGAAUUAAAAGUCAAGGAUAAGAAGGAAGACGAGGGAAAAACAGGAAACAAAGACGUAGAAAUGGAAAAGGAACCUAAGAUUAAUUUCGCAGAAGUAAUUUCAUCUUUGAGAGGUGAAAUAAGCAGAGCGCAAGAAGAUAUGUUGGACCAAAUGAGGGAUUUGUCAAUGAAAACUCAGGAAUCGUUAAAAACCCACGAGUUGUCUUUAGCUUCCAGAAAUAUGGAUAAGAGUGUUUUGAGCGGAAACGUACCCACUUCUACUUCUACUCCUGCUCCUGCUUUUACUCGACCAGCCGUCCCGGUGGAAACUGUUAGCGCAUUAAAACAAGAACUAUCUGUCCUGAGACAACUUCACAAUGAGAGCAAGAGAAAAUCUGAGUCUACUAUUGGCACUGUGUUAUCGAAGUUAGAAAAUUUCAAGAACUUGUCUUUAGAGGCAGACAAGUCAUCUAGUAAUAACAGGUACAUCGAAACUUCUCAAAAUAGAUUGAGUGAGUUGUCCGAUGCGUUGUUAAGUAAAGUGGAUGAUUUGCAAGAUGUUAUUGAAGUUUUGAGGAAAGAUGUUGCAGUUCAUGGCGUUAAGCCAUCUAAGAAGAAACUUGACUCGGUUCAAAAAGAAUUAGUAUUAGCUGAAAAUGAUUUGUCGAUGAUGCAGAUGUUCAUGCAGAAUGAAAAACCACAAUGGAAGAAAAUUUGGAAGGCAGAAUUGGAGAAAGUAUGUGAAGAACAACAAUUUCUCACACUGCAGGAAGAUUUGACGGCAGACUUGAAAGAAGACUUGGGUAAGGCAUUAGAAACGUUUGAUCUUGUUAACAUGUGCUGUGUUGAACAGGAAAGACAUCCUAAGAAAUCGAGGUCUAAUCCAAUUCUACCUAUUCCUGAGCCUGGUACCUUCCACAGGGUCAGAGAUCAAGUUCUUAACGAAGUUCAAGCUUUGAAUCCCGAUCAUAACGAAAGAAUUGAGGCAUUGGAAAGAGCUCAGAAAAUGUGGGAAAGAGAAAGAGAAUAUCGAGACACUGAUGCUUUCGAAGAUGAAUUGGGCAACUUUGUUGAGAAAGGCAAUUUGAAAACUGCUGGGGGUGUAGAAGAAGUGGAGAGGAUACGGAAACAAAAGGACGAAAAUAAUUUGAGAGCUUACUUUGGUGGCCUCGAUCUUUAA
Messenger RNA from Zygosaccharomyces rouxii, 2595 nucleotides. It is a transcript of the gene BUD6, whose product is annotated as formin-mediated actin nucleation enhancer. The transcript has a single exon. Lineage: Eukaryota; Fungi; Ascomycota; Saccharomycetes; Saccharomycetales; Saccharomycetaceae. Bases 1 to 2595 code for a protein of 864 amino acids. Gene Ontology annotation, molecular function: cytoskeletal regulatory protein binding. Gene Ontology annotation, cellular component: cell tip; cytoplasm. Gene Ontology annotation, biological process: establishment of cell polarity. The record is from RefSeq and is a predicted model, not a curated record.